Chironomus riparius is the source of this 686-nucleotide messenger RNA. NCBI's taxonomy places the organism in Eukaryota, Metazoa, Arthropoda, Insecta, Diptera, Chironomidae. The record is from the annotation of a GenBank genome assembly.
AUGAAUCGUUUAGGAAUGAUAGUGGAUUUAUCGAAAUCAUCUGUAAAGACAAUGAAAGACGUGCUGGCAAUAACAGAAGCACCAGUAAUUUUCUCACAUUCCUCCGCAUAUGAGCUGUGCAAUUCGAGUCGUAACGUACAAGAUGAAAUAUUAAGGGAAGUGACAAAGAAUCGUGGUCUUGUGAUGGUCAACUUUUAUAAUAAAUUUCUCAGUUGUAGUGAGAAUGCAACCGUUCAUGAUGCAGUCGCACACAUUAAUCACAUCAAAAACAUCGCUGGGAUCGAUUGCAUUGGUCUCGGAUCGGGAUUUGAUGGUAUCAAUUACACACCAAAAGGCAUAGAGGAUGUUAGUGCUUAUCCAUAUUUAUUUGCUGAGCUUUUGGGACAUGGAUGGACAGUUGAGGAAUUAACUAAAUUAGCUGGUGCUAACUUGCUCCGUGUUAUGAGUGAGGUCGAGCGAGUUCGAGAUAUGAAGCUGAUGAACAAUGAAAAGCCAUUUGAGGACAUACCAAACUUUCGAUUGCCACUACAGACAUCAGAUGAAUUGUUUAAUUGUAGCAAUAAUAGUUUGUAAAAUUGUUUCAUCUUUCCGUACACAUCUACAAUAAAAGCUGUUCUGUUUUGUGGAAGGUCUCCAAAAAUUACUCUACAACAAGUGAAGCUUUAAUGGCAAGAACAAUCGUUAAA